AUGGCCACCGUCCCUAAACAAACAGAUAAAGUUGAAUGCUGGCUGGCCGGCUGGCCGGCCGGCCUCUCUCAUUUGCCCUCCUUCCCCCUCCUCCCCUGCUCCGGUCUGACAUUCUUUCACAGCUCGGACUUUGUCCCGGCGUGUGAGCGGCGGUCGCGGAUGCCGGUCGAGCGAGAGAGGCCUUCCUUUGCAGAUAUGGAGAACACCACGGAGAAGCGGGAAGCGGCCGGAGCCGACUCGGCGCCGAACGGCGGAGAGGCGGCGGACGUCGGCCCUCCAACCUUCCCUCUCCGCCCGACAGCCGCACCGGAGAGGACGGACGAGGGCGCCCGGAGCGCCGGCGGCGGCGAAGACUUGUCCUCCAUCAACGCCAUGAUGUCGGCGGUCAUGUCGGCGGCGGGCGGCAUCAACGGAGGAGGAGACGCGGGAAGCGACGUCGCUCCCGGACCCUCGCCGAGCCCGUCCCCCGACAAGACGCCCGCGGCGGCGGCCGUCAGGGCGCCGCCCGGCCGUAACGUCCGACGAAGCCAGGACGCCAAAGACGAGCGCGCGGCUCACGUCUGCCCGCUUUGCGACAAGAGCUGCCAGUCGCAGCAUCAGCUCACCAUGCACAUCAGACAGCACAACGCGGACGCGGGCGCGACGGACCACUCGUGCAGCAUUUGCGGCAAGUGUUUGAGCUCGGCGUCUUCGCUGGAUCGCCACAUGCUGGUGCACAGCGGCGAAAGGCCCUACAAAUGCAGCGUCUGCUCGCAGACUUUCACCACCAACGGCAACAUGCACAGACACAUGAAGAUUCACGAGAAAGACCCGGCCAGCGGUCUCCUGCCCGUAAGCCCGCCGUCGCCCACCAAGCGACGUCGACCGUCCGUCAAGAGGCGACAGGGCCAGGAGGACGAGGGCGCCGAGGAGCCCCCGGCCAAGAAGGUGACGGAGGAAUCUCCUCCAGAGGAAGCGGCGGUACCGCCGCCGGCGUCCGCGGCGCCGCCGCCGGGGGACGACGUCGCGCUCCCUUGUCCCAUCUGCUUCAAGACCUGCGUCGGUAGACCGGAGCUGGACACGCACAUGGACACGCACCCGGACACCACGCUCAGGUGCGACCUGUGCUGCCUUUCCUUCCGGACCCACCGCGGUUUGUUGCGUCACAACGCGGGGGUCCACAAGCUCCUGCCCCGAGACCCCGGCGGGCGACCGUUCAUCCAGAGCAAUCCGUCCAUCCCCGCCGGCUUCAACGACUUGGCCUUCAUCGACUUCUCCUGCAAGAAAUUUGCUCGCAUCGCCCAGGUGUGGUGCGAGACCAAUCUCCGGCGCUGCGUCGGCAAGUUUCACCGCUUCGUGUGCGAGCGCUGCGACAAGGCCUUCCCGCUGCGCUCGGCUCUGGACCUCCACAAGAGCCACGGACACUCGCCGGCGGUUAGCGACGCCCAUGACGGCGUCUCUCGGGACGCCCCGCUUUCCCCGCGGGAUCACUUCAUGGAGGCGCUAGGACUCCGACACGUUUCCAAGGUGAAGCGCCCCCCCACGGAGGACGAGAUCCACCAAGCGCACCUGGACAGCAUCAAGGUCAUCCACGUGGAGCCCCUGAGCUGCAGCCUCCCCCAGGAGCCCGCCUUCCUACCGGCGGGCACGGGCGGUCCGGCGGCCCCGGGCGGCACCCCGCCGGAUCGGACGUGUACCCUGCAGGGUCUGUCCCAAAGGGACGCCCUGGGUCUGCUGUCUCUGCAGCCCUUCCAGGCGGGCUUCCCGCUGCAGCCGGACGGCGGCGGCGCCGCUACCGCCGGCGGCGGGAGCGCCGUCAAGCCGGGCGAAGCGGCCGGCGUGCUGGAGCCGGCCGACGUCCGCCGCGUCCUCAAAGCGGCCGCCGCCGCGACCGAUCAAACCGGGCCGGGCUUUCCGGGUAGGUCUCGAUAUUUUUUGGGGGGCGCAGGUCUCAAGGCGGCGCCGACCGAGGCCGAGCCCCCUCCGACGCCUCGCUCGGAUCUGACGCCGGGCACGCCGCCGCCCCUGCGAAGUUCGCAGCGGGCCUCGCUGGGCCACGUCGGCCCCGGGUUACCGCCGCCCGGCCCCGCCCUCUUCGAGACGCGGCCUCCGUCUUUGGCGGACGGCCGCCGCCUCCCCUCGGACUCGCCGCCGGCCGCCGCGGCCGCGACUCGCGAGGAGGGCAGAAAGAGGGCGGCGGGCGAGGCCGAGGGCCGCUUCCCGUGCCGCUUCUGCGACCAGGUCUUCUCCUUUUCGGGCGUCCUGCAGGCUCACAUGCGCUUCCAUUUGGGCAUCCUGCCUCACCAGUGCAACAUCUGCGAUUACGUAGCGCCCGACAAGGCCACGCUGAUCCGCCACCUGCGCACCCACAGCGGCGAGCGCCCCUACAUUUGCCGCGUCUGCCACUACCCCUUCACCGUCAAGGCCAACUGCGAGCGCCACCUCAGGAAGAAACACGGCAAGACGUCCAGGAAGGACAUCGAGAAACACAUCAAGUGCGUCUUCUCCGCCGAGCCCGGCGUCUCUUCGAUCGACGCCCGCGCGGGGCGAGGCGGCGCCGACGCGGCCUGCCGAUUCUGCGGAGAGGACCUGAAGACGUACCGGGCCCUGCAGAUCCACUUGCGCACGCACAACGGCUGCCGACGGAAACCCUUCGAGUGUCGCCGCUGCGGCGCCGCCUUCCUGGCCAAGCGCAACUGCAUCCACCACCUCCUCAAGCAGCACCCGGAGGUCCAGGAGCGCGAGAUCGAGGAGCACAUCGCCGCCACCGCCGCUCGCCUCCCCGCGCUCGGCCCCGUCAAGACGGAGGACUACGGGCGGGAUCCCGACCAGCCCCUGGACUUCUCGGCUAAGGGCCGAGGCGCUUUGACGGCAGUCAAAGCGGAGGGCGCGUCCCCAGUCUCCGAGCUCCCCUCCUCAGACCAGCCCGUGGACCUGUCCGUUCCCGGCAAGCGUCUCUGGCGGGAGGAGGCCGAGAGGCGCCGGCUUUUCGCGGAGCAAAACGGCGCCGCUCCCCAACGCCGAGACAAGCCGGCGGCCGCGUCGCCUCUCGGGGCCGUCCGCUUACCCGCGGGCCUUCCGCCGGGCCCCUCGCCCCGCCCCCAGCGCCUCAAGCCCCUCCUGCCUAAACCCACCUCCGUUAAGGAGCUGCCCCCUCUGGCCUCCAUCGCCCAGAUCAUUCACUCCGUGUCCGCCGCCCCCGACCUGCUGAAAAGAGAGGCGGCGGAGACCGACCGUCAGCCGGCGACCCGGUCGCCCUCGGCCCCGCCGGGCGUCACCGCCGUCCCGGAGACGCCCGCCGACGACACCGCCAGGAAGAAGAACAGGAAGAAGAGCGCUCACGACGUCCUUCCCGUCCUGGGCGGCGGCGUGGACUUGGAGUCCAGCGGCGAGUUUGCCAGCGUGGAGAAGAUGCUGGCCACCACCGACGCCAACAAGUUCACCGACUUCCUGCAGACCGAAGACUCGAGUGUGUUUUUGCGUGCAGACGGCCACCGAGCGGGCGGCGGCGCGGACAAGGAGGCGGUGCCGAAAGAGCGCGCCAAGACGGCGGCGCCGCUUCCGCAGUCCAAAGGCAAGAAGAACGCCUACUCCAACUCUGUCCAGAAGAUGACCUGUCCCUUUUGUCCUCGCGUCUUCCCGUGGGCCAGCUCGCUGCAGAGGCACAUGCUCACGCACACCGGUCAGAAGCCCUUCCCGUGCCCUCGCUGCGACGCCUUCUUCUCCACCAAGUCCAACUGCGAGCGCCACCUUCUCAGGAAGCACGGCGUCACCAACCGCACGCUGAGACGCAACGGCGUAACGGCCAAGAAAGAAAGCGACGACGGCUCGCCCGAGAGCGCGGGUGGGCCCUUCGUCGCCGAUCGCGUGACGUUCCGGGCCGAGAGCCUCCGCGCUCAAAAAGGAGUCCCUUUUGUCCCCCGUCCUACAGGGAGCCAGUCGGACGCGGAGCAGCCGGUCGACGAGCGGUCGCCCGCGGGCCAUCCGGCCCCCCUCCGAGACGCGCCCCCAGAGCAGAAGGCGGAGGAACCCGCGCCGCCCGGCCCGAGUGAGACACCGCCCGCCCGCCCGCGUACGCCGACCCGGGCCGUCGCGUUGAACCGCCCGCCGUGUUUUGUGUGCGCAGACGUGUCGGGUCCCGCCCCGACGUGCGAGCUCCAGCCCCGGCAGAGAGCGGCGGACGCCUCCCGAGAAACGGCCCGGCCCGCGCCGCCCGCCGCCGAGCGCGACGACGACGACUGUCAGAGCGACAAAAGUUUGGAUUUGAACUUUGGCUCCAAGCUGAUCGACUUCAAGCUGUCCGACUCGGCCGGCGCCGCCCCGUCGACGGAGGCCCCCGACGGCCCCUCGGACCGAAAGCACGUCUGCGGCGCGUGCCGCAAAACUUUCCGCUACGCCACGACGCUGGCCCGCCACGAGAAGGCGCACCUGAGCCGGGAGGAGGCGUCCGAGGGGAAAGAGGCGGCGCCCCGGGAGAUCGACGACGACGGCGCCGAGGAGGAGCCGGAGACGGGCCCGGACGAGGCGGAGGAGCGCGGCGACGCCCCGGAGAGCGACGACGACGACGACGACGAAGACGAGAAGGACGAGCGCAGCGACGAGGAAGCCAAGAGCCCGGAGGGCGACGAGGAAGCCAAGAGCCCGGAGGGCGGCGAAGUGGCCGACGGCGCCGUGGCGGACAAACGUAAAAAGAAGACCUGCGCCGUUUGCGCCAAACGAUUCUGGUCGCUGCAGGACCUGACCAGACACAUGAGGUCGCACACAGGCGAGCGUCCUUAUCGCUGCGCCACGUGCGAGCGAACGUUCACGCUCAAGCACAGCCUGGUCCGCCACCAACGCAUUCACGCCAACAAGACGGCCGGCGAGGACGGCGGGGGCCGCCCCCCCUCCGAAAACGAGAGCGCCAAGGACUCGGACGGCGGGGGCCGCCCCCCCUCCGAAAACGAGAGCGCCAAGGACUCGGACGACGGCCGCGUCUCGGACCCGGAGCGUCCGGUCGGAGCGCCUCCCGAGCCGCCGGAUCCCCCGGCCGACGCGGAGCCUCCGUCGGCGGCCGCGGUUUGA
Molecule: messenger RNA, 5043 nt
Organism: Nerophis lumbriciformis (worm pipefish)
Lineage: Eukaryota; Metazoa; Chordata; Actinopteri; Syngnathiformes; Syngnathidae
Source: RefSeq, a predicted model, not a curated record